UGAGGCGCAUGCGCUCUCCCGGGGACGUUCAGUGCGGUGUCUUCUUGCCCACGUUUUCAACGACCCCCUCCCUCUACCUGACGGAGUCCGUUGCCGCUGAUGGCCUUCAGGAGGCUACCAUUCCCUCAGCUGACUCUGGCCGCGGUGCUGGGGGUGGCGGGCGGCCUGUAUGUGUACAAGCCCCUCUUCCAGCGGUACAGCCUGGAGCAGCGCAAGGCCCGGGAGGCGGCCCUGGCUCAACUCCCUGAGUCUCACCGCCCCCAGAGCCCAGCCGAGAGCUGACCCCGGCCCAGAUCACGGGAGGAAGGCGACUCUUCAUCGAGGGCGAAAUGUGAAAGCGUCUGUGAAAUGGGCUGUGGGAUAUUUCCAAAGCGCUAUUUUAAUGACCUUUACAAUGCAGAAACAUGCCAACCUUUUUAAAAAUGGUAAUAAUACUCUCACCUCGAUGAAGACAAAGUUGUGGCUGUAACCCCCCACUCCAUAAAUUCAAAGUGGACGGCGCGAUGCAUUGCUGAGGGAGGGCUGCACUAGUGGAGGUGCCGUCUUUUGAACUAAAUACAUCAUCCUUUGGUUUAGUAUUAUCUCGGAUGGAGAAGAAGCAGGUCUUCACCUUUCUGUCAACACCUAAAAAUAGACCGUCUGGUCAUUAUCACAUUACAGUAGGUUUCAGUGUGACUUGUUUCCAAUAAGUGACUACUUAAAAAAGAUUAGCUGCAAAGUGCUUUGGAACAACGUUAUUAAAAAAGAUCCCAGAAACACUAGAAAUUGCUAAAAACAAAUCCUGGGUUUAUCAGGAUUAGGUAUUUUUGCUACUGAAUUGUGUCUUUUUUUCAGAUAGAAAAUGAGAGUAAGUCUCAAGCCUUUGGUGAUGGCUUUAUCCAAGAAUAUUGAGGUUGAAUUUCAUAAAAGCAAAGUCUGGAUGGAUUUGGUCCUCUCAUCAUCAUGCAAAACAUUGAGUGAAAUGUGCUGUAAUAGUCUUUACAUUCAUCUGUGAUGUUGAUCCUUCCAGAAGAAAGAUUCUGGAUUGCCUUCAUAUUUAAGGAUUGAUCUGAUUGACAUAUGAACUAGGAGCAGGCCUGGACCAUUUGGUUCCUUGUCUACUGUAUAAUUUGAUAAGAUGGCUGAUCUGAUUGGAGCCUCAAUACAACUUUUCUGUCCAUCUCCCAUACUUUUGUGAGUCCUUAUCAACACAAAAUCUUUAACUCAACCUUAAAAAUAUUCAAUGGCUCUACCUCCACUGUCUCUUGGGAAAAGAGAUCCAAAGACUCAACCUUCUGAAAUAAAAAGUCUCCACCAGCUUGAAGGGAACUGCCUCGUUUUUGUCUGCUGGUUCUAAUCUCUCCCAAAAGGGAAAAAAAAAUCCUCCUGGUAUCCAUACUAUCAACUAUUCAUUGUCCCAAGAAUCAUUGGAGUGAAUUUUUUCGGAACCAUUAUAUGCUGUCUUCAUUAGUACAGGCUACGCAGAAGUUAGUUACAGAAUUGUCUUAUCUGGUUUAGAACCUCAAGUCUAUCUCUAAUUGGCUGUGGAAAAGGAAAGACAAAUACGUGUAUGAAGUGAGAUAUUUUCAUUAUUAAAUUCCAGCAAAUUAUUAAGUAUCUCAAUUGUUUAUUUGAUUUCUUGAAUGUAAUUUCCAGAAAAUAUCAGUUGAUGUGGAAUAAAAUCUGUUGGUAUUGAUGAA
Messenger RNA from Hemiscyllium ocellatum (epaulette shark), 1679 nucleotides. RefSeq names its product protein PIGBOS1. NCBI's taxonomy places the organism in Eukaryota, Metazoa, Chordata, Chondrichthyes, Orectolobiformes, Hemiscylliidae. Bases 100 to 282 code for a protein of 60 amino acids. The transcript has a single exon. The record is from RefSeq and is a predicted model, not a curated record.